Molecule: messenger RNA, 1245 nt
Organism: Meloidogyne enterolobii
Lineage: Eukaryota; Metazoa; Nematoda; Chromadorea; Rhabditida; Meloidogynidae
Source: the annotation of a GenBank genome assembly
AUGAAAUUUCAAAUUAAUCCUUGCCUUCGAGAUAAUUCAACAAACAAAACAUUUUCUGAUAAACAAAAAGUUGAAUGUUUACGUAAAGUUGAUUCAUUAGAUUUAUUACGACAACAACAAUACAACGAAAAUUUUGGUCUUGUUUUUAGUGGACCCGAGUCAGAUACAGAAAUACUUCCAUUUGAUAAUUUUGUACAUUUAUUAAGAAAUUGGAAGCCAAUUCCAUUAAUGAUUACAACAACAAUAAUUGAAUUUGAUCGUUGGUCAGAUGAUAGAUUAGACAAGGAAUGUUUUAAAGCAACAGGAACUUUUGGUUAUUAUUCUCUCCAAUCAUAUAAUGCUUGUUUUGAUAGAUAUAAAGAUGAAUUUAAUAUAUCAACACAUAUGCGUGUUUCUUAUGAAUCUAUACAUUCUGAAGCAUUUUUAGCAUCUUUAGUAAAUACAAGAUUCGGUGGAGUUAGUUAUGUUGGUGAAUUUGAAAUUGCUAAUUACUCGAACCAUGCUAGUGAUAUGUAUUUCUUUAUUGGACUUCAUCCAAUUGAAUUAAAUAGAACUGAUUUAAAAUUAAUGAAUAAUUAUUAUCCAAAAAUGGUUAAAAAUUUUAUAAGAGGACAUUCUCCUGAUAAAAGUUGGAGACCUCAAACUUGGAAUGGAAGAAAUUAUUUUCGAAUAACUUUUAAUGUUAGCGACAAUAAUACAAUUUUGGAAGCACCUCAUAAUGAUGUGAAAGGCUUAGAUUUUUGGUUACAUGAUAUGCCAAUUGUGGAGAGAAAAGCCCGUCAAAAUAUUGAAGGGAAUUAUAGUAAUAAAGAGGAUAAGGAAGAAGAUAAUUGGUUAGAUUUAUUUGGAAAUAAACAAGAUAAAAAUAAAUUUGAAGAAGCUAUUAAGCCUUUUUUGCCUAUAAUUGGAUCUUCUUUUGCCGUUUUACAUUCAAAUGAUUUUUCGGAAGAAGAAGAAAAUGAAAAUAAUACAGAAAUAAUUAAAAAUGAUAAUUAUCAAAAUUCACCGCAACUAAAUAAAAAAGAAUCAACUUCAGAAUUAUUAAAUGUAUCAGCAUUUUGGAUUUUAAUUUUUAUUACUGCCUUUUUAGCUAUCACACUUUUAUUAACAACUACAACUAAAUUUGUUUAUCAACACAAAAACAUCCAAAAUGGUUAUUCUCAAAUGCCUGAAAGCUAUGAAAUUUUUAAUGAAAAGUCUAGAAUUAUUACGGUCAAUAGUAGAAAUAAUCCUCAAUACAUGUAA